Molecule: messenger RNA, 1234 nt
Organism: Closterium sp. NIES-67
Lineage: Eukaryota; Viridiplantae; Streptophyta; Zygnematophyceae; Desmidiales; Closteriaceae
Source: the annotation of a GenBank genome assembly
CACAUGCAUGGCAUUGGGCCGAGGUCGCCAAUUCCCUCGCCACGUGCCUUCCUCCUCCUCCCAUGGCCCCUCCGAAAGCGCUCCGUACCAAGCAUCCCGAGCAAAGCCCAUGGCACGGCGAUCACUCGCCGCGCCUGCUUCGGGGAGAAGGAUCGUUCGCUGCACUCGCUCUGGCCUGGCACUUGCGCUGGUCUGUGGUGACUGAUGCACUAACGGCGACUUGAGCAAUCUCGCACGUGGUUUCAUCGUCAACACGGCUCUCGGAUCGACCAUGGCGGAGAGGCAGCAGCCGCAGCAGCAAGGACCGCCCGCGGCAGACGCGCAAACGGAGGCGCGUGCGGCGUCGGUGGAGGCGGUGCAGGCGGCGCAGGAGGCGGAGGAGGCGAGUAAGCGCGCGUACGUGAAGCAGGCGCAGGCGCAGGAGAAGAUGCAGGUGGCAGCGCAGGUGGCGGCGCAGCAGCAGCAGGCGGCGCGGCAGGCGGCGAGCAUGGCGGCGAGCGAGGCAGCGCGCGCGGUGAGGGAGGACGAGCGGGCGGCGGGGCGGCAGCAGCAGGAGGAGUCGGCGGUACAGGGCAUGAUAGCGCAGCAGGCGGCGCACAUGGCGGUGCAGCAGCAGGCCAUGGUGACAGCCCCAGCAGCGGCGUCUUUCCCUGGCGGCGGUGUCCUGGCGGCCCCUGGGGCUGCCAUGAGUGGAGCAGCAGGGGCGGUGCCAUCGUUCCCAGCAGCCAUUCAGGGCGAGCAUGCGGGGGCGGCAGCGCAGGCGUUUGUGGCGCAGAUGGCGAGUGAGGCGGCGGAGACCGCGGCGCAGAGCAUGGCAGCGGCGCAACACAUGGCGGCCGCUGCUCCCAAUGAUGCGGCCGUGCAGCAGGCAGCAGGGCAGCAGGCGGCGUUAUCAGAGGAGCAGAUGGCUCUGGCAUGCCAACUGGCUGCUGCAAGCAACGACCCUGCCAUGGCGUUGCACACUGCACAGGUCAUUCACCAGUACCAGCUGCAAAUGGAGCAGCAGCAGCAGCAGCAGCAGCAACAGGCUCAGGGCCAGCAGUAGUCUUGAGAGUACUGUUGGACUUCAAUGCUUUGCAUCUUUUGUGCAUUGGCGAGUUUCAAUGUGAAGCGCGUGGAAAUGGUGGCGUUUUGGAGCAAUAAUGAUUCUGUUGAGGCGAUUCAGGCACAUGGCUGAGUGCAUGUAUGGAAUUAGAAGAAUAGCAAGUGUUUCUAAUAAAAGUUCUCCCACAAU